Messenger RNA from Prorocentrum cordatum, 633 nucleotides. The record is from the annotation of a GenBank genome assembly. Lineage: Eukaryota; Dinophyceae; Prorocentrales; Prorocentraceae.
AUGGACGACGACCAGAACGUCAGACCAACCCGACAACUCAGGUCAGGCUUGCAUCGCCUCGCUGGCUUGUGCCAGCCGGCGUAUCUGCCGAGCAAGGCUAGAAAAUCAUGUCACGAAAAAUUCUCGAGCCUGCGGGCCGCAGCCCCGGACCCAGACCGAGAGGGGAACGAGCCCAUCUUGGUCGCUCGCCACUUCUGGUCGCUCCAGGCCACAUUCGCGCUACCUGGCCACACGAGGAUGCGAAGGAGGAGGACAACGAGGCCAACGAGGAUGACAACGAGGAGGAAGAGAAGGACAACGAGGAGGAAGAGAAAGAGGAGGACAACGAGGAAGAGACCGAAGAGGCGGACAACGAGGAAAGAGGAGGACAACGAGGAAGAGGAGGACAACGAGGAGGAAGAGGACAACGAGGACAACGAGGAGUGUGACUCACUACUUUGCCACCCAGAAAGUAGCAACGCUCAGAAUGUCAACCGAAGGGUUGGGAAAAACACAGUGAGCAAACGCGAUCAAGAAGGAGGGAGGGGAGCGGACAGCGCAGCGCAGGAGCAACCAGGCACGCAUAAGAAGCAGUCGACGGGAGAGUCCAGACGACAAACUAGGCUCUUUAGAUCAGAAGUGAGGCCCGCAUAG